GCCCAGAAGAGUCGCCCCCUUGGUGGUCAAGAGGGAGAACGCAGCUUUAAGAGACUUGGCUCCACUCUUCAGGUGUGUAGCUCAACGCUCGCUCUGUUUGUAUAAUCCGUAGCACACACGUGGGAUAAUCCUGGCAUGUAAAGACAUGUGGGAAGUGGGCAGGUCACUUCUUCAUGGCGGCAGCUUCGGCUCCGGUUUCCCCUCCUAGUUUUCCUGGUGAAGUGCAGACAUCUCUGCACGGUGAUCUGUGUGUGUUUUCCAUUUUUUUCUUUGCCACCCAAAUAUUUGCGGCGCAGCUUCUUUAACAGCCGCUACCUUUACCGCCAGGCAGCCAGUUCUCCUGGUUGUUGCAUAUUUAUUUGAUCUAGUUUCUGUUCUGGGCCUCGUCUGCGUACUGUAAACAUUCCUCAGCUGCCUGAGGCAGAACAUGACGAGCUUUCUCCUGUGAUUUAUUCUCUCACACUCAUGAAUGUGGAGUCAUUAUCUGCCCUGAUGUUGCUUCACCGGAUCAACAAACACACAGAGUCACCGUUGCCAUGAAGUUGCAUGUGGAAGGAGGGGGGUCUCCAGAGGGUCUUCAGGGGGUUUGUAGCAUUUCUGACAUCGAGGCCAGAAAAGACGAAGAAAUGAGAGGAGAGGCAGAGGAAGACGGGGAAUCUAACCUUCGGUGUAAGAACUGCCCGUUUUAGUCUUCACAUUAGAUUCAGCGUCAGUGAAUGAGAGACGAGUUCCUAACAAUCCUCUGACUGAGGAGAGCUGAGGAACAAAUCCUCCUCAUGCAGCAACGAUAGUGUUACUUAUAUAAAUAAAUAUAUAUAGGUAAUAUAUUACAUCAUUAAAAUACCUGCACUGUAGUUGAAUUUGUGGGUAGGAGGCUUAUUAAUGUCACAACAAACACUGCGUGGUGCUGUUCAAACUCAGUUUAAAAAGUAAUAUAAAAGUCAUGGCUAGAUUAGAUUUAGCUGGUAUUUAAACCUAAAGAUAAAUGGUUGAAAAGAUAAACAACGUCUUAAACGUGAUCCAUUGAGGAAGGAAUUCACAGGGCUCAUCUAACAGGGCCGGGAGCCCCUUUAAUAAAUCAUUGACCUUUUUCUUUUGUCAUAUUAAUAAUAUUGGUCUCCUUGAUUGAGAUCAGCUCUCUGUGGUAGUUUGAAUCCGACCUUUUGAGGGGCUUGAAAACAAUGUGGUCCUUCAGGAGAAUCUGUGCACGGCGGCAUUCCUCAUGAGGGUUCCUCUUGAGCCGGUCCUCCCUGACCUCGGGCGGUUUCCACCCGCCCCCGAGCGCGAGGGAGCCUCUGGGAGGGGAGAGGAGGAGGCGCAGGAGAAGCCUGGCGAGGAGGGGAACGCGUGCGGCCGAUGGCUCCGUAGAGUCUGCCCCUGCUGCUGCCCGAGGCCCAGCGACAAUGACGCCACCGACGUUCUGAUCGUCGGGGGCGACGAGACGGGCGGGAUUGAAGGACCAAACGCCGAGAAGCCGGGGACGGACGGCAGCGAGCUCCACGACGUCCUCCUCACGGUGAAAUCCAUCGACCUGAUGAAGAGCCAAUCGGGGGCGAACCGCAGGGAGCACCACACGGACCGCUUCCAAAGUGAGAACCUCGUCAUCCGCAGGGGGCAGACGUUCCAGAUGUGGAUAACGUUGUCCCGACCCUUCCGCCAGGACGCCGACAAACUCCACCUGGAGCUGAAGACAGGGAUGCUGCCCACCGUGGCGAAGGGAACCCAUGUGAUCGUCCCGCUGGUGGAGGAGUUGGCUGACGACCGCUGGGAGGCCACCGUGGUCAAACAGGUGGACGAAAAGAUAAUGCUGUCGGUGAACUCGUCGCCCACGGCCGCCAUCGGCCGGUAUCGGCUCACGGUGGAAACCAACAGCGGCAACGGCGUGGGCGUCUCCAAACACGACGCGGCCAACGACGUCUUCCUGUUGUUCAACCCCUGGUGCGAAGGUAAAGCAAAAGACAAGAGGUUGACGUCUUUGGUUCGUACUCAGGG
Gasterosteus aculeatus aculeatus (three-spined stickleback) is the source of this 1992-nucleotide messenger RNA. NCBI's taxonomy places the organism in Eukaryota, Metazoa, Chordata, Actinopteri, Perciformes, Gasterosteidae. The record is from RefSeq and is a predicted model, not a curated record.